Molecule: messenger RNA, 2585 nt
Organism: Myotis myotis
Lineage: Eukaryota; Metazoa; Chordata; Mammalia; Chiroptera; Vespertilionidae
Gene: SLC29A4
Product: solute carrier family 29 member 4
Exons: 11
Coding region: 195-1781 (528 amino acids)
Biological process (GO): nucleoside transmembrane transport
Cellular component (GO): plasma membrane
Molecular function (GO): nucleoside transmembrane transporter activity; monoamine transmembrane transporter activity
Source: RefSeq, a predicted model, not a curated record
UGCGCCCCCGGGACGCGCACGCCGACCUGGGGGCCGGCCGACCGGGACCCACGCAGGACGCCCGCGGCGCCCGGCCCGAGGCGGGGCGUGGGGUGGGGGGAGCGGGCGCCCAGGGGUCCCGGCGCGGGGCGACGGGCGCGGACGGGUGCAGAGCGCCGGGGACCCCGGGCCGGGCCAGGCCGAGCCCGGGCGCCAUGGGCUCCGUGGGCAGCCAGCGCCUCAAGGAGCCGGGCGCGGCGGGCAGGCCGGGCAGGAGCGUGGUGACGAGCUUCAGCUUCGACCGCUGCCAGCUGGAGGAGGAGGCGGCCGCGGGGGCGGCUCGGGGCCGGGACGGUGCGGCCAGGGCCGCCCCGAUUCUCACGGACUCCGGUGAGCGAGAGGGGCGGGCGCCCGACGACCGCUACCACGCCAUCUACUUCGCCAUGCUGCUGGCCGGCGUGGGCUUCCUGCUGCCCUACAACAGCUUCAUCACCGACGUGGACUACCUGCACCACAAGUUCCCAGGCACCUCCAUCGUGUUCGACAUGAGCCUCACCUACAUCCUGGUGGCGCUGGUGGCCGUGCUGCUGAACAACGCGCUGGUGGAGCGGCUGAGCCUGCACACGAGGAUCACGGCCGGCUACCUCUUGGCCUUGGGUCCCCUCCUCUUUAUCAGCAUCUGUGACGUGUGGCUGCAGCUCUUCUCCAGGCACCAGGCCUAUGCCAUCAACCUGGCCGCUGUGGGCACCGUGGCCUUUGGCUGCACAGUGCAGCAAUCCAGCUUCUACGGGUACACGGGGAUGCUGCCCAAGCGGUACACCCAGGGGGUGAUGACCGGGGAGAGCACGGCGGGCGUGAUGGUGUCCCUGAGCCGCAUCGUCACCAAGCUGCUGCUGCGGGGCGAGCGCGCCAGCACCCUCAUCUUCUUCCUGGUCUCCGCCGGCCUCGAGCUGCUCUGCUUCCUGCUGCACCUGCUGGUCUGGCGCAGCCGCUUCGUGCGCCACCACACGGCGCGGCCCCGCGACGGCCAUGCGGGCCCCCGGGGCUACCGUGUGCACCACGACGUGGCCGCCGGGGACGUCUGCUUCGAGAACCAAGGCCCGGCCCUGGCCAACAGCGGGUCCCCGAAGGACAGCCCGGUCCACGAGGUGCCCGCCGGCGACCAGGGAGCCUACACGCGCUUUGACGUGCCUCAGGCGAGAGUGGAGCGGAGCUGGCCCUCCUUCCGAGCCCUGCUGCUGCACCGUUACGUGGUGGCCCGCGCCAUCUGGGCCGACAUGCUGUCCAUCGCCGUGACCUACUUCAUCACCCUGUGCCUGUUCCCCGGCCUCGAGUCCGAGAUCCGGCACUGCGUGCUGGGCGAGUGGCUGCCCAUCCUCGUCAUGGCCGUGUUCAACCUCUCGGACUUCGUGGGCAAGAUCCUGGCGGCCCUGCCCAUGGACUGGCGGGGCACGCACCUGCUGGCCUGCUCCUGCCUGCGCGUGGUCUUCAUCCCGCUCUUCAUCCUGUGCGUCUACCCCAGCGGCGCGCCCGCCCUGCGCCACCCGGCCUGGCCCUGCGUCUUCUCCCUGCUCAUGGGCAUCAGCAACGGCUACUUCGGCAGCGUGCCCAUGAUCCUGGCCGCCGGCAAGGUGGGGCCCCGGCAGCGGGAGCUGGCAGGGAACACCAUGACCGUGUCCUACAUGACGGGGCUGACGCUGGGCUCGGCCGUGGCCUACUGCACCUACAGCCUCACCCGGGGUGCCCACAGGGGCUGCCUCGAGACCUCCGCCACCAACACCUCCCUCCCCGCCGGCCUCUGAGCCGGGACCAGCCCUGCCCUGCCCCCGCCUGCGGGCCCGGCCUCCUCCUGUGCCAACAUCGCCACCCGCCUGGGCGCACCCGCCCGUCACUGCGGCCCAGGGUCCCGCCAAGGUCUUAGAGCCGCAACUCUCGAUGCUGAGCCCGGACUCGCCCGCACUGUGCCCUGUGCCUCACGCCGCUCUCCCCGCCGCUGCGCCCAGGGCUCCGUGAGUCUCAGCCGUCCCCCCGGGAGAGCAGUCACCAGCCAGCGUCCCUCCUGGCGACCCCAACCCCAGGUCAGCUCUGAGGGCCCCCCUCCAUCGCCCCAAUCACAACAUCACCGCACCCGAGCCAGCCCUUCACCUGGGCCCUCCACCCCCAGCCUUAGCCCUGGCUUUCCUGGACCCCGGGUUUGCUGGGAGGACCAGGACCUCCGGGUCUGAGUGUCAGACCACAGUCUGUGCCAGCCUGGACCCCCAGGACCCCUCCCUCACCCGGACCCCACCUGAUGCCACGGGCCUGGGGGUCCGCCUGCCCCGGGACCUGCUCCUCCGUCCUCUGAUACAGGACAGAGUGGGGGGGCCCACCCCUGGCUGAAGUCAACUCCAGCCCUAAGCCUUGACCCCCAUCCAGCAAAGCCCAGGGAGGGCCCCCGCCUCUCCAGCCAGGACCCUCUGGGGCUCUAGGUUGGCUCAGUGCGAGUUAAGGGGACUCCGGGGUGUCGGCCUGCCCUUCACACCCACCGCACUGCGUGGCGACUGCCCCCCGCUGUGUCCCACCCCGUCUGUCACUAACUCUACCGCACUGGCCAUUAAACGAUGAAG